ACAUAUGCGAGCUGACAAGGACUGACAUUUUAGUGAUUUGACAUUUGACACAUGACAGUGAAAAUUUGUAAACGUUUGAUGAUAGUCGUGUAAAAGAUUAUUUGUGAUUGAAUUUUUGUACAUUUUUGAAUAAAAUGUCUGGUGAUAACGUUUUGGAUUUACAUCAUGUACAUCAGUGCUUUCAAAGGAGUCUUAAAGAGGAAGAUGACGUUGUGAUAGAGGCAUAUAUUGAUGGAUACAACGAAUUGGUCAAAUUCUUGAACCUCAUCGGUUCUGUAUUCUCCUUCGUGAGCAGCGACGUUAAAAGUAAAAUAAAAGUGAUGGAGAAGCAUCGGGAAGGCGAACACGCGGUCUACUACGAGUCCUUCAAGAAGAUGAUGAAGUAUGAAAAGGAAACGGGUCUGCACGAAAAGAAUGGCUUCGUAUCCGGCUCGAGGACAAUGCUUCGUUUGCAUAGAGGAUUGGAUUUCAUACGUCUAUUCUUAAAACGUCUGGGCGAGGCUGACGAGGGCAUGAACACGUGUACAGCCUGUCAGGGGACUUACAAUGAAACCUUGGCAGAGUUCCACCCCUGGUACAUCAGGAAGGCGGCCACUCUAGCUAUGCACGCGCUACCGAACCGGCCGGACUUGCUCAAAAAGAUAUUCGGCACGCCGGAGAGUCUGGAGGCGGCACUAACGAUACUGCCACAGACACUGGCCUCCUGCGACGAAGUAUACAAACGAGUGGAACAGCUUUACACAGAAUUCGAAUUCCACGAAUUACCUUAAUGCUAUAAACUAGGUAUUUAUAAAUUUUAGCAUUUAUGUUUCGCGUCGAUGCGAGAACGCGGGCUGUAUUCAGCGCAAUAUUCGGGGGGUCGACCACCCACGGUUAAUAUUAUUUAAUUUUUCACUGCUUAAAUAUUUUCUUAAUGUAAAUAAAAUAUGUAAAUUAAUUUCUGGCAUGAAUUGAAUUUGUAAUGCUAUGCGUGCCAGUACUAAUGCAUAAUGGAGUUUUACUUUAAUUAGAAUAAUUUCAAGUUUUUAAUGAAUAUCGAAAUUUUUCCAAAAUUAUAAUAAGUUACAUAGGGUAAAUGCCAUUAUUACUAACAAAAAAUUGUUUAACUUAGUUUUUGGAACUUUGCGUGAUAUCAAGAUAUACGUAGUUCCAGAUUACCAAAGAGCAGUCGUUUUUGAUUUCAACAAAUAAAUAUAAAUCAAAAUGAUGCAUGAAACAUAAUAUUCAAACAAAAGUGAUUUGUAAAAGAGUAAUCUUUAUCUGCACAUUACUUAUACAUGUUUACUUCGUUUUUAUUCUUUCUGUAUUCUGAUAUGCUUGCGUGAGUAGAAAAUUAACAUUAUCAGCCCCGAAUCGUCGAUAAAGGUGAUAAUAAUUAUCAUUUAAUUAACAGUAUUGAUUUACAUCGUCAGGAAAGUGUUAGACAAACACGAUAAAAGGUAUACAAAUAGCUGUUUAUAAGCGUUAUGUAUCAUAUUUUACGACAAACCCUCUCAGUAGAGGAUGCCUGCGAUCAACUAUGGGACAGUAUAAAAUACAGCGCUGAUUUAUUCCUAUUAGGUUGUUUUUUUUUUUGGUAAAAGUAAAAUAUUUUGUAGCUGGUAUGUUUGUAUCCCCGAUAGUGACAAAGGUACACCAGAAGUAAAAGCUGGCAUCGUGAUCCACGUAAGCGUGUCAGACCAGCGUAAUUUAAUAUUCUAUCUGGACGCCAUGCCUCUUGCCACAUAAAGGACAUACUUUGCUAUGCUUUAAAAAAUCCUUAUAAUCAAUAAUAUAAGAUUAUUUAACGAAGCAUCUUUUUAUUAAAAGGUACAAUUUUAAGCGUCUUAUCACAUUUCAGUGAUCUUGAUUGGCAUGAUGAGAUAAUAUUUAACAUAAUUAAUUCAUUUCUUCAUUAGAUAAUUGAUUUUCUAUAGCGGUGUCCUAGCUAUUCAGUUCUUAAUUUUUUUCCUAUUAUUAUUAAAAGGCCGUUAGUGAUUUUCAUAUUUUAUUUUAUUUGAAUGUUUUUAUUCCUAAAAUUUAUUUAUUUUAGCAAUGUAGUCAGUAAUGGUGCCAUUUACCCUAUAGGAACCACGUAAUGCAAAUUAUUGAGUACAUAUCCAAAUAUUUUAUAAUAAUUAUUUGAAGUAACUCAUAAACUAAUUUAGUUAAAUUGUCUGUUGGUCAAAUAAUUGGUUUUGCAGCAAUGACCAUACUUUGUAAAUAUACAGAAGACUUAUUAUAUCUAUUUAAUACCAUUAUACCAUCCCAAAGCUUCGCCAAGACAGUAUAGCGACUAUAGAUUGAUAUCGUUGGAUUGGGGAUAGUACAAUACCGCGUAAGUGACGAACAUAAAUACACAAAAUGUAAAGUAAAUAUACAAACUCUCGCGUGAAAUAGAUGUUAUUUGAUACUUCUGCUGUAUUUACCAGUGCUAGUUAUGCGGUAUUAUUCCAGAUAUAUUUUUGUGGUCGCAAAAUGAGUCAGUUGUGUUUAGUAAAAUAUAUAUUUAUUGUUUUUAUAUAUUCAUUAGCAAUGACCGGGUAUAAAUCUGUUCAAAAUAAAUUAAAUCACAAGGCCUAACUGAUAGCGUAAUUGGUGUCGUGUAUCGAUUUAUGUUUGAAACGUAAGUUAUUACAGAAUGAAGUAUUAUGUCAUUAAUGAAGACAGGGCUGUGGAUAUUGCGUUGUAAAUACGUUUUUUUCUUAUUCGUCGGUAGAAAAACUAUAGUAAUUGUCCUUUGGUACUUUCUACAGUCAUUAAUCUUUGUAUCGAGGGACACAAAUAUAAAAUUUUUGAAUUGAUAAAAAUGAAGUUUUAUAAAAGUAAUUUUUUCGAUAUCUGAGGCAAAAAAAUCGUAAAUAAAUUUAAAUUUUAUUGAUUUGAUAUUAUCUUAUGACCAAAAAUUUAUUGUUAUUUUAUAUUCUAUAAAAUUGAUAGUGUUGAUUAAUAAUUUAAGUAAUCAUGUCUUCUUAGUCCAAAUAUACGUAGUCCUUCCUACUGCCAAUACCUUUGGUUUAAGAAAAAACGUAAGGUUUGUAGAGAAAAUUUCAACAUAUAUUCUUGAGCUCAAUCGUAACCUUUGCUCAGGUGUAGUUCAUGUCAUGUAGCAUUUUCUAUUUACAUUUGUAUGCUUGUAUCGUGUAAACAGUAAAGAAAUAUAAAAAAAGUAAUGUUUAUUGAUUGCCAAUGUAUGUAGCAUCAAUAUCGUAAUAUUUUUGGGGGGUUAUUUGACCCCCGUUCCGAUUUGUUAAAUGCGGAACUGUAUCGAAAAUAUUAUCUGUAAAUAUAAUAAAAUUGUAGAUUUUCUGUGUUUAAAAUGUAUAUUUUGAAUUUGAAUCAUCGUUUUACAAAAUCAUGUUUAUACUUAUCGAGCCUUCAUAUGAAAGCAAAAUGCACGAUAAGAACCAUUUCUUGUAUAUCUGAUGCGACAGUUUCUUAUUUGAGUCUUUAAAUUUCAAUCAAGGCCAAAUCCAUGACAUUUAAUAGUCUUGAAACGCGCGAUUCAAUUGUGGAGUUGGGCAAAUUUGGUACCAAAAUAAGAAACAGUGUGAGAGCGGUCGAGUCAGUACUGUCUAAACGUCGGUAUGGACAUGUUUGAAUUUUUAGACUUAUUUUAUGGACUUUAAGCGUAUUAAACACUAGCUUUUGCUAAAAGUCCCGCUAUAUAUUUUCCUGAGAUAAAAAGUAGCCUAUGUCCUUCUUAGCCCAUUUAAUUAUGUAGUAAAUAAUAAGGUUAUUUUUCCGUGACACGCGUAAUGUCAUGUAACUGUCAUGCAGCUGUCAUGUUUGCCGGCAAACAUUCGGAUAUUAAAUGAGUUGGUUAUUAAGUAUCUCCUUACCAAAUUCCAUCGAAAUCCGUUCAGUAGUUUUGAAUUUAUUGCGUUCAGGCAGACGCGGCGGAGGACUUUGUUUUAUAAUAUUAUGUAGUUAGUGAUUAGAUUCUUAAAUCGAAAUUGUAUGGAGAUGGCCAUGUUUGAAGUUUAACGACUAGAUUCUGUUAUCACCAGUGACGGUUGAAUUAAUUUAACUGAGUUGCAGUCUAUUUUAAUAUUGUAUUUUCACUAAGCUUUUAGGCAAUGUUAACAUAUUUUUUAAAUUGCCACAAUAAUAUAAAUCACUGGCUCCCUGUUACAGGGUUCUAUGUUAUAUUUACUUAUUUUGCAAAAAUGAGGCUUAAAAUGAUCAUGGAAAAAUUGGAGCAGACGAUUAGGCAUGGUUCCCUCUUUAUUUAUCUUUUGGUAUUGGAAAUUUUUACUAAAAUAGACUUAGCAUUAUGUGAUUAUUUCUAUUUGUACAAAAAUUAUAUCAUGUAACCUUGUUAUAGAGUCAGUGAAAUGCCGAGUAAGAUAACGAUAAUUAAAAUCCAUAUCUACGGUUGAAAGAUUAAUUGAGUUAAGCACCACUUUUUUUCGAAAAAAAAAUUCUAGUAAAAAAAAAACAGAAAAAAAACUGCUUUUAAAUAUAUAUAUGAAACUUAGUAUUGAAAUAAUUUUGCUUAAGUUAAUUAGCCUUUAAACUGCGAUAUAUCCAUAAUCCAUAUAAUAUAUAAAAAUGAAUCCCUAUUUGCCUUGGUCACGCCAUCACGCGUGAACGGCUGCACCGAUUUCACUAUUAUUUUUUUUGUGUUUGUAAUUGUCAGGAGAAGGUUCUUAUGAACGAAAAAUUUCAAAAAAUUCACGACAAUAUUAAUUUUACAUAACUGUCAGUGAUCGACAGAAUGCGCGCGUGCAUACAUAGUUACAACGUUUGUCGGGUCAGCUAGCAAUUUAUUAUAAUCAUUUAUGUAUAGUCACAAAAAUCGUCAAGCAAUUUCAAAAGUCAAAUCGCCUAUACUUUUGAGAAUUUACUAAGAUUUUCUUUUUUGAAAGAAACUGAAAUGUUUCCUUUUAUUAAGAAAAUAAACUUGUUUUAGAUUCUUUUGUGGCUGAUUACGCUAAGUAAUAUUGCGGUAAUAUUGAAGGAAAUAUGUUUACAUUGUCUAUAAGUUUUAAUUAUACUAAAGGGCGCUUUACAUAAUAUUUUUAAUUGUUACUAUGUUACGUUUAACGUUCCUUUAUUAAUAUGCUUUAAGUUCUAGUAUAAAUGCUGAUAUGUGAUUGUUUUAUGACAUUAUGUCGAUACUAAAAUAUAGUUGGGUUAUUUUUUCAUCAGAUUUGUUUUAUUUUGUUUAACUAUAAGGAUGUUUGAUAUCUUAAAAACGUGCCGUUUAUACAUGUUAUGGAUGAAGUUUGUAUGCAUAUUGUAUAAUAUAGGUUUAUAUAUAAAUAAAAUCAGUGAAUAUUGCCUUGCUUGAUAAAUAAAGUAUUGAAUAAUCUAAGUGCAGUCGGAAACCAAAUUAUUACAAUUAAUUUAUUAUUAACACAAGUUGUAACUUUUUUUAUCUGUAGUGCUUUUGUUUAUAAGAUUUAUUUGUUAUAGUUUAUUCAAUAUUCCGAGGACAUUAGCAAAGUCUGUAAUGAGUGUAAUUUUAGGGCGCUAUCAAAUUAGUCGCGCGGCAAUUUCCGAUACACUGAAGGCGCUCUUAGAUCUCUUAUUAUAGUGUCGUAUGUUAAUACUUAUGGACUUACCGGUUUCAAUAAACGAUCCCAAUCUUUAUCUUUAAUUCGAUUCCAAGAAUGAACCAAUCAAAAUAAAUCAUUUGUAGGUGUCAAAAUAAACUUUGUUCUGAUUGGUAAAUUUUUGAGAUAGAUCGAAAAAAGCGUCUGAGAUCGUUUUUUGAAUAUGGCGGUUAAUUUGCCGCGCUUCUAAUUUGAAGACGCCUUUAGGUUAUAUACUUACGUCAACUGGUACAUAACCCAUAUCGCUGAACACCUUCAGCAACUGGAUUGGCUGGAAGGAGACGAUACAAAACAUAUUCAGUCUUACUUAUAAACUUGUUUUAGCGUUAAGAGGUGGUUAAGAAUUGCUUAAAUAGCUUUCAAAAACAUCACCGGUUCCUCGUUUAAGCCUUAUUAAGAGGCAAGAUGGCGGGUUUUGACUUACAGCUGAUCGAGUAAAUUUGUGUUUAACUAAGCAUAGCUUUGCGAAUUUUUUAUAAGUAAGACUGAUUAUGUGUUGUAUGACAGCUUUGCUAAAUAAAUGUUUCAUGUUAUAAAGUUAAAUUUUGGCCAACUUUGCCUCUUUUUGUGUUGCAAAUAACAUUUUCGUCACUAAUAAUUCCGAUGCUCUUACAUUCCUCAACCAUUUCUGUAUGUUAUGAUGUAAUUUUAUACAUUUUGUAUGACUGUUAACGUAUGAAGUAAAAUGUGUUUGCCAA
Messenger RNA from Manduca sexta (tobacco hornworm), 6238 nucleotides. Its product is annotated as ceramide-1-phosphate transfer protein. NCBI's taxonomy places the organism in Eukaryota, Metazoa, Arthropoda, Insecta, Lepidoptera, Sphingidae. Gene Ontology annotation, biological process: ceramide transport; intermembrane lipid transfer. Bases 135 to 770 code for a protein of 211 amino acids. Gene Ontology annotation, cellular component: cytosol; cytoplasm; membrane. The record is from RefSeq and is a predicted model, not a curated record. Gene Ontology annotation, molecular function: ceramide 1-phosphate transfer activity; ceramide 1-phosphate binding. The transcript is spliced from 4 exons.